This is a messenger RNA of Aegilops tauschii subsp. strangulata, 903 nucleotides long. Lineage: Eukaryota; Viridiplantae; Streptophyta; Magnoliopsida; Poales; Poaceae. The record is from RefSeq and is a predicted model, not a curated record.
AUGGACCCAUCAUUCGAGCAGUACGGCAACGUUACUACACAUUCUGAUGCCUACAGUUUCGGUGUGCUGCUGCUUGAGGUAGUAUGUGGCGUAGCACCGAUCCUGAUUGGCAAUCCCCUGAGAAACAGCCUCAUUGAGAAUGUUCAGGAAUGUCAUGGGAGAAGUGCAAUUCUCGAUGCAGCUGACAAACGGCUGAGGGGCAAGUACAACAUACUGGUUGGAAUAGCCUCGGGUCUUGAUUACCUCCAUAAUCAAUGUAUGAAAACCAUCCUGCAUAGGGACAUCAAGCCAGCUAAUGUGAUGCUGGAUAUGGACUUCAAUGCUAAACUGUGUGACUUCGGUUUGGCGACACAACUUACCUGUGCCGCAACCUCGCGCUCAACAAAUAACAUUUUUGGAACACAAGGCUACAUGGACCCAUCAUUCCAGCAGACCGGCAAGGUUACUAGAGACUCUGAUGUCUACAGCUUCGGUGUGCUGCCGCUUGAGCUCGUGCGCGGCUGCUACUUCAUGGGCCAGCACAGCCGGGGACUCCCCCGGUGCAAAAUCCGGGCUGUUUGCGACAAUAAGAGUGUGAUAUUGCGACAAUCGAGAGUUUGGGCUAGCCAUUUCAGUAUUUAUUCCCCCACCAGUUUUAAGAGGGUUCUAGAACAUUUCCUGAACCAGUUUUUUGUCAAUAUUGCGACAAGACGCACCAAAAUGCAUUCACGUGAAGAGAAAUGCAAGCAAUUAGAUCUUGAAAAGAAGAAAGCUGGGAAGAAAGCAGAGUUUGAGAAAGCCAAGGGAGAAUUGAAAAAUGAAAUGUUGAAGUGGGAAUCUGAAAAUGAGAUAUCAGAGAGGGAACUGGAAAAUGAGAAAGCUAUGCUUAGUCAUGAUAUCAAAGAGCUAGACAUCUCACUUUGA